UGGUCGAGUGAAGCAGGCAAAGCAAACAGGAACCGAGCGAGCGAGCGAGCGAAGUCAGCCGCCUAACAAAAAGCGUCGCGAUAGCCUUCAGUCAGUUCCACCAGCUAGUCCGCGUGUGAACAUUGCGGUAGGACAAGAGUGUUUUCCGUGUUAAACAGUGUCCAAAUGACUUCUCCUUUAUGGCUAUGCUAUUUCUUCGAGUCUUCUUUGUGUGUGCAGUAAUAUUGUCCGUCUGUCCGGCCAAAACAAAGACACAGGUAGCGAACAUAAACAGCGUGUCCGGCGUGAAGAACAUCGCCGACAGCCACAAUGUGACGGAUCCGGAGGAUGUGGUGGUGCUCAAGGGCCAGCCGGCCACCCUGAGCUGCAACAUCAGGCCGCCAGGGGGCGACGGUUCGCGGCUGACGACGACGUGGCUACACCAGAACCAGCCGAUACCGGAGGACGAUUCUAGGAGGAAGGUCCAGAAGGAUGGUAGUCUCCACAUAGCAAGGGUCACCGGCGGCAGGAGGCCUUUGACUGGCAGCUACAGGUGCAGGGUACGCAACGACGUCGGCGCCGUGCUCAGCGGUGAAGCCAAGGUGCAGAUCGCUUCCUUGGAUUUCAAUGUCACAAAUUACCUUAUCGAGAUACCUGAACAACAGCCUGUACUCUUACCGUGUCAAGCCCACUCAGUACCACAGGCGAAACUCAGAUGGGAAUUCAACAAACGACCUCUACCUCAUAAUUCAAGAUAUGUUCCUCUCCCUUCUGGAGCCCUACUGAUCCUUAAGACUCAGCAAUCUGACAAUGGUGUAUUUAAGUGUACGGUGACCAAUCCCGUUAUGAAGAAGUCCAAGUACAAGGAUGUAACUUUGGUGGUUGUGCCAAGAUUUGAAGAAAAGAAACCGGUUUCUUUCCUACCUCUUCCUGAUUCUCUAAACACUACGGUUACAGUGGGACAAAGGUCCUCUCUUUACUGUGUUGCGCAAGGCUGGCCCCUGCCUUCUGUACAAUGGUUGAGAGAUGGCAAGAUCGUCUCAAACCAGAGCGUCCUGAGCAUCAUGCCGGACUCUCAGCACGAGGAGAUCACGUACGAGUGCAGGGCUCGCAACGAGGUGAACGAAGCGUCUCAGAUCCACAAGGUGAUGGUGCAGAGGAAGCCGUACUUCACCAAAACUCCGACAUCACUUUCCUACGUCACGGCGGGGGUAGUGAAGUUGGCGUGUGCGGCAGGCGGCAUCCCGACGCCCUGUAUACAGUGGCUGAAGGACGGGGAGAAGGUGGAACUGGGGGCCAGGAUCAAGAUAUCGAACGGGACUUUGGUCAUGAGGCACACCUUCACGAAUGACGCUGGCAUCUACCAAUGCAUUGCGUCCAAUUCUGCAGGCACCAUUUGGGCGCCUGCGCAACUGGUGGCAGACGAGAACACCCCGACAACCCCACCGCCGCCCCAGAACGCCCAGUGCCGUUCGUACGACAGCAAGAGCGUCUGCAUAUCGUGGAAGGAACCGGAGAUCAGGGGCGGCGACAGCAUACUGGCCUACAGCAUCUUCUCCUUUUACAAAACUAGCCAAGAGUGCUUAAGCGAAAAGUGCCAAGGUACAAAUAAUACUAUAGGCUGUGAAGACGGUUCUCAUGAAGAGCCGGGACUUGACUAUGUGAUCACAAACGGUACCUAUUUUUUGGCAGAUAGAUUAAACAGUAGUACAAAUUAUACAUUUUACGUGAGAAUGUACACCAGGGGGGCCAGCGAUGACUCCAAUUGGGUUACAUGCGAAACUGUUGUUAAAGGAGAGAGAAACCUCAGGUUCAGAUUAUUGGACCGUGGGGCAAUAGAGUUGGUGUGGUCUGAAAUCAGCUCAGACAUUGCCUGCGGUAGUACAAAUACUUCCUACGUUGUUCAGUGGAAGAACGAGGUAGAUCUAGAUCAUAAGGUCAAUUCUGAGCAAACCGAAACCCUAAAGUACAAUUUAACCGGCCUAAACCCGGAAGUCAAUUACCAUAUUCGCGUAAUGUCUUCCUCCUACCUAAAUGGUGAUACCAAUUGGGUUUUGCUGAAGUUGCCCGAGAUGGACACCGAAGAAAUGGCCUCUAACCAAACCUACAUCAGCUUCGACAAGAAGACGAUCGCCCAGAACGUGCCGACCAAUCCGGAGGGGUUCAGGGCUACCAACAUCCACUCCAAGUCGGUCACCCUGAACUGGGUGGCGUCAGAUAGGGAAGCAGUGUCCUACGCCAUCUGUUACGCUGAGCUGGGAACUGAGGACUGCGAGACAGGAAAUAUUGUCAAGAGUUCGAGCAACCUGAAACACAUUGAAGACUUAAAACCAAAUACAAUGUACGAGUUUAGGAUACGUUCCCAUAAUGCCGAAGGCUUUCAUGGGCCUUUUUCGGCUCCUAUUCAAGUUAAAACCCAUCCAGAUGUGCCUUCAACAGUAUUAGACUUAAAAUAUGAAAUCAUCAACGAUUCAACGGCUUGCCUAGCCUGGUUACCCCCACUUUAUACUCACGGUAGACUCGUGAACUAUAUUGUCACUUAUACGUCAAACGCAAAUAGGCCUCUUGAAGAAUGGACCUACGUUACAGUACCUGCUAAUAGAGCAUCUGAUUCGGCCUGCUGGUUGGACAAAAAGAAGAGUACAAUUUCCGUGAUGUUGAAAGAUCUGGAGCUGACAGAAGCGUAUACUGUUAUCGUUCGGGCGGCUUCAGACAACGGGCUCAGUAAUCCUACGUUCCCCAUUGUGUUGAGAACUGCUUACAGCAUGAAGACCGGAAGACAGGAGGUGAUCUCUGGAAAGCAGAAAAUGGGUGUUGUAGUCGGCUGCAUCCUGGCCCUGAUUUGCAUCGCCUGCUGCGUGAGCUGCAUCGUAAUGAGGCGGCGUUGCGUGAAGCGACGCAAUCUUGCCCACGCCAGGUUGGCCGCCUCCAACAAUUACUACCCUGCGUCGGCGCACUACGCCACCCAGGGCAGUACGGUGCAGGUGAGGCUGGAAAACGCCUGUCUCGCCGCCGACGCCAGAGCGGAGACGGAGAGCUUGGUGGUCGACGACGACGACGCCGGGAACGACGCCUCGCCGCAGCCUGUUUAUCUGGAUCCGAAGGAAAAAGAUGAAAUCCCGAAUGGUAAAGUAAAUGGUUUAGAUAAACCUUUGAUGAAUGGUCACUUGUCAAAUGGGCUUGUCCACAUUACUGAAAACCCGCAGAUUCACAAGCAUAACCUACUGAACGAUCAUCCUCCGUUUCAGUUUGAGAAAAAAGAAAAGAAUGGGGAGGUGCCACGCACCAAUGGUUUCAGGCGUACGCCCCAAUACACCUUGUUCCAAGACGACGCCAACUCCAACAGGAUGAUCGCCGCGCCUAAGCACAAUCCCUACAUCGACCUAUCUCCAAAGAGGCGGGGCAAGUGCAACGGCCUCCUAAAGGGCGGAGUCGAAGAGAUCACGCCCUAUUCCGGCAAGGGAAUAGAUCUGGAGACCACGCAGAUCGGAUCAGGCCUGUUCGACGACCCUUUCAUCAUAGGUCAGCACCGCAAAAUAUCACCGUUGUUGGGGCCCAACGUCUGACCUGCGCAGGUCCUCGAAUUUUGAGUCUUUUUUGUUUGUUUUAGUAUUUAAGGACGCGAAAUGUUGGGUUUUUGUCGGAUUCUGGCGAGUUCUGAGAGCUGUUGACGUUAUAGAUUUCUCUUUUAAGUUGUUUUGUUGUUUUUAAGUCUAUCGUUGGUGGUUGACCCCAACGAGAAAGUGUUGGAUGUUUGUGUUUCUUACGUUGGCAUCUAUGAAGAUCUGUCUUUAGUGUCAGUUGGCCUAUUGUUUGAAGGUUUCGUCGGUGAGUUGUUGUGUCUUUGUUUAUUUUUCUGUUCAUGAUAGAUGUAUAGUUUGAUAGAUCUUAUCAAGGUUAAUAAUCUUGAACAGAAAUUGACAGGGUGACUGACAUUUGUUAACAAAUGAAUGAAUGGAGGAAAUCAUGGAUGCCAACAUAGAAAUAUGUUCAAUUUGUGUUUAAAUUUUCUAUAAAUUUAAUAUUUUCGAAUUUUUGUGUUCGUCAAUUUUUUGUUGGAAUAAAACAUUCUCAAAUUCAUAGAAAAACUCAAAAUAAUGAAAUUUACUGUUGCUACCUGUAGAUUUCAACAUAUCCAAGAGAGAGAUUAUUUUUCCGUCAACUCUUAUCAACGAGUAGCUAACAUACACAUAAUAGAAUGUUAAUUACUCUAAUUAACGAUCAAUUAAUCUCUUUAUACCUGAAAAAUUAAAGAAAAGUACAAAAAACACAUUAAACAGUGGCGUAGCUAGGUAACCAUGAACCCCAGUGCAAAUAAAAAAAAAUUAAUGCAUUUUUGCAUUGAUUCCGAUUGAAUUCGAUCCCAGAACUCGUCAAAACCAAUCCGAAUGAAUCAAAAUAGCUUUUAAUUGACUAAUCGUUAAAGAUGAACAGACUGAUUUCGCUAUUCUGUAUAUUUCGUAUAAGUUGAAAAAUGUAUCCAUGGCAAUAUUGUUUUCCUUCAGGAUGAUAUUUCGAUGUUUCAACACCUCCGCUCUCAUUCAACCUCUCAGUUCAAAUAGUUUGUUUGCACCUUGUUGGUUUUUUAUAUUUCGGUGUAUGGUACAACGAUUAAUUUCAUCGGUCAUGAUGCAAUUGCUCAAGUAGCACAUUUUCCGUGUUGGUUUUGCCGCCUUGCGAAAUUUGGCCUUGAAGACGUCCUUCGGAUGGUGUUUUCUUCUUAGUAGUACCAUCUGCGGACUCUUUAGCAGUUUUCGAUGAAUACAUAUUUUUGGCCGCCAACUUUUGGUGAUCUGUUUUUCACUAUUGUAACCAGUACCUGAUGACGUAAUAUAUUUAUAGUUAGUUCAUUCAAGUAAGAUAUUAAUUCUGUACAGUAAAAACUAUAUGGUGUAUGUGAGAUUGUAUUGACAACAAAAAAAAAACCUAUGCAUGAAAAUAAUAAUUAUUGUUGAAAAUGUUUGAUGUUGAAAAAAAAUGUUAACUGUUCAUGAUUCAACGUUACCAUAAUAUAUUUAUUUAUAAUACUUACUUAUAUGUAUACCCAAAGAUUACAAUGAUCUGUUGAAAAAAGAAACAUUGGAUUAAGGUACAAACAUCUUUAUAUAAUUCAACAGUUAAUUAUGAAAUAAUUCGGAUUCUCUGCAGAAUCCUUACUAACUUUAAAGCUGAAGUGACCACACUCUUGUCUAAGGGGUUUCUAGCUCAGGAUUCAGUGGUCCCUGCCUUAUACACCUCCACACGUCUAUACCGGAGAGAUUAUAAUGAUUGAAAUAAUUCCAUUGACAAGAUUGUAGCUACUUCAGCUUUGAAGAAAGUUAAGUCAACAGCUGCAACUGUUGAGCAAGUUUGGAGAUAAGCAAAAUCCAAAGUGGCUCAGUGGUUGUAGUAAGCCUAAUGAUGCAGCGGUCGUUUCUUAUAAGCCUUAUGCCUUAACUACAUUGUACAAAAUGAUGAUUUUUGGAAAAUUGUUGUAAAUAUCGAUUUUUUGGGGGAACACUCCACAUUGCUCAUUCCUAGGUUACUUAUUCCUCUUGAAGUACACAAUAUGCUCGUACUUUACUGUACUUGCAUGGAUUCCUCUGAAAUCGGAUGAGAGUUCUUCAAUUUUUGAGGUCUGUGUAGAAAUCUCAAUUCAAAGUGUGUAAUUUUUUUGCCAGAAUCUUUUGCGGCUCUUGUAUAUUUUUGAAUUUAGUAGUCGAAACAUUCUAAUCGUUUAAUCUUAAAUGUUAUAUUUAUGUAAAAUUGAUUCUUUUCUUAGACCAGAGAAGUUCGAGAAAGUUCUCUAGUAUCUACUUCAACAAAAUAUUUAGAAAUACAAUUUCCAUUUCUUCAGAUUAUAUCCGUAAUACUCAAUGACGAUAAGCUGUUUUCAUUAAGAAUUUCCUUGAAAAUGUCUUUGUUCAAGGCGAUUUUUUAACUUCAACUACCUCAGUUUAACAUUCCUCUAUAUUUACAUUUUCUGAAUAUUUCUAGUUACCUUCUGUAUUUUAUAACAUUCCAACUUUUUUUGACCUCAAACACCUCAUGCAGUUAGUACUUUCAAUAUUAUCAGUUUACUGUUUUAUUUUUAAUGUUUAAUGUUUUAUUAUCGAUAGACACUCAUGCAAGAUUAAAGUGGAAAUUUUUCCAUGUAUUGUUACUAUAUUUUUUAUUUGUUGAAGCUUUAAAAACUUGACCAUCUUUCAUUUUUUAAUAAAUUUUCAUUUUUAUCUGCGAUUGUUACAGAAAAUUCCUUUUUGCAAUUGAUUAAAAGUAGAAAAAGCAUUAUUUCUGCACAAUAUUUUUACUUUUAUCUUUGAUGGUUCAACUUAGUCUUUUCAGUUGUUUAAAGACUUUGCCAUUAUUUAUUUUUGAAUGAAUUUUCAUUUUUAUAUUUGGUUUUUUCAGGAAUUUCAUUUUGAUAUUGAUUGAAAGUAAAAAUAACGUUAUUUCUGUAAAAUGAUUUUAUUUUUCAUCAAUAUUUUUAAUUUUAUAUUUGAUGGUUCAAGUUGGUGUUUGUCGAUCGAUAAUAAUAAUUUGUUUUAUUUCUUUGUUUAUAAGGACUUAAAGUUUUCACCCUGCAACUGCUCUGGUUUAUAUUAUUAUAUUAUUCUAUUUUUACUAGUGAUUAUAUUUGUACAUUUUUAUAGAUGAUACUUGAUUAAGCAGUUGGUAGUUAACCGUAUAUGUAUUCUUAGGGAUUUUUAAUAUCUACCUCAUUACAUUUAAAUUUUUUCGUUUUUAUUAUGUAGAUUUUUACUUUUAAGUAAAUUAUUAUUUCCGAUCAUUUUAUUCAUUCGUGUCUCAGGGUACAACCAGUUUCCAGAGAAAACAAUUUUAUUGAAGACCUAUCGCAUAAAUACAACAAAAAUCAGGAAUUGAUGUAUAUUUCGAUAAUUAUAUGAAAUUUAUUGGUAGCAUGUAUUUAGAGACGUUUUCUUUUGGUGUUUUCUGGUGAAAGAUUUGGUACUUGUUUCGUGCUCUGAAGUUUCAUUCUGAACAGUAAAAAAAACCUUUGGAAAAUUACUUCCUAAUUAACGAAAAGUCUGAUCAAGGAGGCUGCUAGUUUUAUUUUGUAGCCAACGAUUGAAAAAUAGUUCCGUUUGAAAAAUUCAAUACUAAAUUUUACAUUAGCUUCUUUCAUUCACCAAGAGCAAAACAAUGAGAGAAAAGUUCCACAAACGUUUCGAAAACUUGGAUUGCACUCUUAUUAAUGUUGUGGAAUUCCACCUGUGAGAUAAAGCCCCUUUCCCACUUGUUCAAUCCCGAUUCUACAUGUAACAGAUGUCUAUAAUAUAAAAUGUGAUAACAGAUUUACUUAUUUUUAUUAAAUACAUUUUUACUUCGCACAGGUGUAAUUCUGAAGCAAUACUUUAGUUAUUCAGUUGUAAUGUAUGUAUAGUAGGUUAAAAUAUUAAAGCGGAUUGUGUAAACGUGGUAAUAAUAUAUUUUUGUACGCUUGGAUGAUUACAAUAUUAAAAAAAAUUCAAUAUCUA
Messenger RNA from Harmonia axyridis, 7457 nucleotides. Its product is annotated as immunoglobulin superfamily DCC subclass member 4-like. Gene Ontology annotation, molecular function: protein binding. The record is from RefSeq and is a predicted model, not a curated record. The coding region runs from base 180 to 3545 and encodes 1121 amino acids. NCBI's taxonomy places the organism in Eukaryota, Metazoa, Arthropoda, Insecta, Coleoptera, Coccinellidae. Gene Ontology annotation, biological process: cell-cell adhesion; axon guidance. Gene Ontology annotation, cellular component: axon; plasma membrane. The transcript is spliced from 17 exons.